This is a messenger RNA of Papilio xuthus (Asian swallowtail), 2554 nucleotides long. RefSeq names its product SHC binding and spindle associated nessun dorma (gene nesd). The coding region runs from base 153 to 1679 and encodes 508 amino acids. Gene Ontology annotation, biological process: spermatogenesis; male meiosis cytokinesis. The transcript has 10 exons. The record is from RefSeq and is a predicted model, not a curated record. NCBI's taxonomy places the organism in Eukaryota, Metazoa, Arthropoda, Insecta, Lepidoptera, Papilionidae.
UUCAAACUUUUCAUAAAGAACGGUCAAUUUUAAAUAUUUUUAUUAUAAAUUAUAAAAGCAAAUAGUUCAAAUCCUUUUUCAAUUGUGUGAAGACAAACGAAAUAAGUUUAAAAGAUUAAUUGCAUGUUACAAAGCUAAAUUCAAUCCAAAAGAUGCAGUCAGUAUAUUUAUUCAAUCGUAGCGAUAAUCAAAUCUUGGAAGAGUUGUUGAGAGUUUGCAGCACGGGGAGAGACACCGCCCGUGAACAAUGGAGCUUGCAGGCAGAGCUUCUAGUUGAGCCCGUCGGUUGGGACGCCCUGUGGAAAUUGUCUAAAGACUUCUGUAAAAAGUUUGAUGUUAGAUUUCCUUGUGUUGCUUACGUUUCUGUAACAUCAGUGGAUUUUGAGGAAUUGUCAGCCAGUGCUGAUGUGCUGAGUGUCCAACAUGAAGCUGUGACAAUACCAGAGACUGUUAUAGAUAUUCCUCUAGUUGAGCUCUGGCCUACCAUAAAGCAAAGAGAAGCCAGUAUCAAUGCAGCAACCACAGCAGAAUUCAUUGAUCUUUUGAGAUUCUUCUAUGAAAACAUUUGGAUGCCAUGGGAUGAUCAGGAUGGUAAAACAUUACUUCCUAAAACAAUAGAGGAGAGAAUGAGCCUUUGGAGUGACAUGCACAAUGGUACCAUACCAAACUUUGUUGCUAGAUCUAUAAUCACACUACGGAACAGUGCCAUUGAUGCUUACAAGAAACUUAAAGAUUUAGAUUCUUCUCUAUGUGAUGGUAUAUUGGAUGAUGAUGAUGAUUCCCUUCUACCUCCAAGCUACAUAUCAGAGUGUGCAGAGAUGAAUGCACGGCUAGAUAGUCUUAUGUCAAAAUGGACUCUGUAUGAAAACCCAUUGAUUAGGGAGCAAUACUUAGCUAAGACUAAACACAAAUGGCAGAAGACAAAAAGUAAAAGAAAUGUUGUAGCACUUUGGCAAGGAGGUUCUAUUACUGAGUUUAAUGAGAUAUCAAAGUUUCUUUCCAAAAACCUUACCAAUGAGCACAAUCUGACAGUGAUGGCAUCUGCUGAAGAUGGUCUCUCGCUAGAGCCUGAUGAAGUGGUGGUGUGCAACACUGCAUAUGAACUGCCAGAGAUGCCAUUAUCACAAAUAUCUAUUUGCAGUUUUAAUGGUGCAACCUUAAAAGCAGUGGACAUGAGGUCCUGUCUGCUGAUGCUGAGCGAGGAGUGUCGGCUGCGUGACCUGACGCUGCAGUGCGCGCAGGUCAACACCAUCAUUGUGAUGAUGACGGGCACCUUGCACAUCAAGAACUGUAUGCUUGCUGAUGUCUCCAAGAAUUCACAGAGAGAUUUCGCGCAAGGCAUCGUAGCGAAGGCGGGAUCAAAGAUUGUCAUAGAAGACUGCACAUUUGAAAACUUUUAUUCUGGAAUUGUCGUUCACAAGGGAGCACAGGUUGAAUUAAAGCAAUGUCUACUGAACCAAUGCGGUGUUGGCAUCCAGAUGUACUCCGGCUCCAGCGUCAAACUUGACAGCACUGUAAUAACCAACUGCUCCGAGCAGAGCAUACGAUAUGAAGUCUAUGAUGGUUGCGGUAAAGUUGAUGAAUCUGAAGAUCUACAAAUUAUGCCAAACUGCAAAAUUGGAUCUGGAAAUUUAGAAAAGGAAGUUUUAACUGUUAACCAUGAUGUUGAAUUAUUUUAAAAUUAUUUUAACCAACCAAAAAGUUAUGUUUUAAAAUAAAACAUGUUUAUUUUUGUCUAUGAUAAGGACAGAAUGCAGAAGAAAACUCUGCGUUAAAUGUUCAGUGCAGAUUGAAUAUUUGUUAUAGUCAUCAGAUAUUAUUUUAUAUAAUUUCUCUCUAGAGAAACUGAUAUAUAACCUUCCGUGGCAAGAGAACGUUGAAUUCAAUCUUUUUAUGUCAUUGUCAACUUCUUUUCGGACAUAUUGUUAAAGGCAGUAUUGGUUUUAUUUUGUUCAGUCAGUUUUUAUUAUGUAGCAGUGCAUGUAAAGAUGGCAGGUUUUAGAAUUUAAUGUAUUUAUUUUCGUUUUUAAUAUAUUGUACAGUUGAAACUCGAUUAUCUGGACUUCAGUUAAUCGAAUUCGUGAUUACCGGGGCUAUUACUCCGGCCUGCGGGAUAUUGUCACCCAUGCUUCGUUAUUGUUUUAGUUAGCAAAUCAUAUGUUUGAAAAUGUAACUCAAUUUUUUUUAAUAAUCAUAAUUUUAGAUGAUUAUGCAUUUGUUGUUAUUACGUACUAUGUAAAUGCACAAAAUGAGUUUAUUUUUCAUACAUUCGAUUACACGGAUGCCUGACGACAGUUUUUUUAAAAUAAGCAAAUGAACAGCGGGAUCACCGAGGUGUUCAAAGACAUCCAUUGAUUAGUCUCAGUCCGGUUAAUCGAAUUUCCAAUGUUAUAAUUAUCAAUCCCGGUGCUAGCUUAUGAAAUUAUUAAUUCAUCAUUUAACAGUUCAAUUUUUUUAAUUUGAUAGCGUUUAAGCUUUGUAAACGUUAGUUCAUCAAUUAACAAAACAUGUACAUUCAUUACAUGUUAUGUAGUUAUAUUAAUAUCAGCGAAGA